Molecule: messenger RNA, 2208 nt
Organism: Ambispora leptoticha
Lineage: Eukaryota; Fungi; Glomeromycota; Glomeromycetes; Archaeosporales; Ambisporaceae
Source: the annotation of a GenBank genome assembly
AUGCUUUUGAUCACAAAAAGCUCUAUAUCAAGAACAGCUUCUAAUAUUAAUAAUAUCAAUAUUAGCUGUCAAUUAUGUAAAUACGAAAAACUUCCUUUACGUCGACUUUUUCUUUACACUCGACAAGAUGAAAAUCAAAAACGCGUAUUACUCAGCAAUUAUCACGCGUUAAAUGGACUUUUAAGAAGCGGCACCACCAUAAAAAACAAAUUUGCAACAUCACAUCUGAUUAACCGUGAUAGCAUGAAUCGGAAAACUUUAUACACGAAUAAUCUCGGACGGAUAUAUGAAAAUAUGCCACAACAUCGACCAAAAACCGAGAUGGGACUUCAACCUGUAAUUAGGCUCGAAGGUCGUACGGCAAACGAAAUUUGGGAUGAUUAUUCAAAAUUGACCGUUGAACAGAUAAGAACAUUACAGGUCGAACCGGAUUUCAAUAUUAUGCUUUCGAUAUUUAAGAGAGAACUCAUCAAACCCGGCGUCGGCUUGAUGAUGAAACAUAUAUUCAAUGAUAUUAUGGAAAAGGCAGGUCAAAAACCGAGCAUGAAUUGUUUCAAUAUCAUGUUAUCCGCGUACAAGGAGCUCAAAGAUCUGGUAGGAUGCAAAGCUUGCUAUCAGAAAAUGCAAGAAUUUGAAGUGCCAGUAAACAGGGUCACGUACAAUGUUAUGAUAGCGGCGCAUGUGAAACUUGGAGAUCCCAUGGAUGGAAUUAAAUUAUAUGAAGAGAUGGUCAAGCGAAAUAUCAGACGUGAAAAAACCACAUACAUGAUAAUGAUCGAUGCGUAUCUGAGAGCAAGGGAUAGGUUGGAUGAGAACGUUUGCAUGGAAAAAGCCAUGGAAAUAUUUCGAUCAAUCGAACGUGACAGAUUAACAUAUGAUGAUCGCACAUUUAAUGCUAUUAUGAAUUUUCGAGUAAAGAUGAACCUGAACGAUAAGAACAUGGAUGAAGUGGCAGACUUGUUUCGAGAGAUGAAAAAACGAAGGAUCCAACCAACCACCGUCACUUAUUCUAUAUUAAUAAAUGCAUUGGUACAAGCCAAAAGAAAGGAUGAAGCCGUUGAACUAUAUAAAGAGAUGCAACGAUACAAUAUACCUGAUAAUGUGCAAAUCCUUAAAUCACUUGAUAUCUCAAAACUAGAAGCGUUAAAAAUGAUGAGACAAAAAUCUUCCUUCACAGAAAGAGAUUAUAAUGAACUAAUCGCGAACGCAAUCAAAGAAUCAGAUUGGAUUCACGCAUUCGAGGUCUUUAAAACGAUGCGCCAAAAAGGAGUUGAACCAACAAUCACCACUUAUACCAUCUUCAUCGAAGCAUACAUUAAGAACUCAGAAAUCGAUCUAGCGAUGGACAUUUUUAAAGGGAUGAAGCAUGAAGGAAUCCAACCGGAUAUCUACAUUUUCACCUCUUUAAUAAAAGGAAACCUGAAAGUAUCCAGAUUCGGGGAAGCGUUGGAACUGAUCAGUCUAAUGGAGAAGGAUGGCGUCAAAGGAAACACUGUCACCAUGAAUACUCUAAUAAAAGCUGCUGCUGAUUUCAAAGAAUAUAAUUUAGCGGAAGGAGUAUACAAAAGAAUGCAAAGAAAUCAAAUCUCACCAGAUCGUGCGACCUAUAAGAUUUUAUUAUGGCUUGCAGCACAAUAUCGUGAUGAUGAAACAUUGGAAGAAUUGUUGAAGGAGAUGCGGGAAAAGUAUAAACUUGAAGAGAAUGACGAAAUUUAUCAAUCGAUAAUUACCGGAUUCAGUAAAGCGGGAAAAGUUUAUGAUGCUAUGAGAUGGUAUUAUGACAUGAAAAACAAAGGAUUCCAACCAUCACGUGUCAUCAUUUCUCAUCUGAUCGAGAUAUUCUCAAAGAGACGUGAUAAUCCAACGACGAUUCGAUUAUGGAAUGAAAUGUUGGAAUUGAAACAUAAACCGGAUGGACUUGACGUUCGAAACGUAAUGGAAGUCGCUGAUGGAAUAGCUGCCAAACAGAUUGCCAAGCAAUUAGAAGCACUUGGUCGUGGGGAACAAGUUGAAAGAUUGCAAGUUGUUGGCGAUGGUGAUGAUCCUCAAACUUUUCUACGACAACUCAAGAAAUCUUCAGACUUUAAAUUAAACAGGGAUACCGGGAGUCGUCAAUUUGACAAUCAACUAAAUUAUAAUAUGAACACUAUGAAUAAUAAUAAUCUGAAUCAUAACAGGUACAAUGAUCCUCAAAGAGACUCGUAUUAA